AUGCCGGGCAUUAUUUACCAACCUCUGAACCACAAGCGGAGAGAGAUCCGAUUGCUGAUACUGAAGAGCUCAGUAACAGAUCAACCAGGGGAAAGCUCUAAUGAUCGUGAUCAACCAAUACAAUACAGCUUCCAUAUCACGUCGCUAGCCCUUUACAGCAACAAAUUCGAGAGCGACAUUUUUAACAACAGCGGCAUUGGCACUGCGGCAUGGGGACUCAACGAGCUACAGAAAUUCGUGCGACGGGCCGCAGGGCAGAAACCAGCUGGGUACACCGCGCUGUCGUAUGUUUGGGGCGACCCAGCCUGCGUUUGCGACGUAGAGAUCGAUGGUCAACAGGUGAAAAUCCCCAGAAACCUGUUCGAAGCGCUGACGAGUGUGCGUGUUAAUACGUCUUCACGGGUCCUUUGGGCAGAUGCCCUUUGUAUCAACCAGGAAGAUGAUGUUGAGAAGUCAUGGCAAGUCCAAGAAAUGGCGACCAUCUACCGCCGGGCCCAGAGUGUCAUUUCAUGGCUGGGUGGUGCCACUGGGCAGACUCGAGUCGCCUACAGCGUCUUUCGAGAUCUCCAAGGAAAGGAGGAUUGGUCCAAUAUGUCUUUCCUCAAUGCCUUUCAAAGUCGUGCAACAUCAGGCGCAGCAUUUGAGGAAGAGGUCGCGAGAUUGGUGGAUGACCCUGAGCGGUGGACUGCCAUGCUCGCAAUUCUCGAUCGUCCUUACUGGACACGGAUGUGGAUCUUUCCCGAACUGGCUUGUGCCCGGAAUCGCUUCUUCCUGUGCGGGGAUGAGUUGUUGAAAGACAUUGAUCGGACUGUGCAGCGCUUGAUAGCAUCUCCACAUCUCGUCGGUAAAGCCGCCCUCGACUUGAUGGCUGAAGAGCGGUCUUCGAUGAUCCUCGCGGCGCGCGGUCUCACGUUCCGCAGCCCAGAGGGACUCGCGAUCGAUGAGCGGAAAGCACGCCGCCCGCUUCUGGUCAGAUUGCUGCGCAAUCUCAGCACGCUCGUCGCGUCUGACGAAAGAGACCUGAUCUAUGCGCUGCUCUCGAUCGCUGAUGACAGGGUGGUGUUGGAGAUCAUUCCAGACUAUUCGAAGACUGUUGUCGAUGUGUUCACUCAGGCAGCCAUGGCAUUGCUUAAACAGAACCACUUGGAGGUGUUUCUCGAUGCGGUCAGCAGUGAGGCAUCACAAAGACUCGGCCUUCCGUCGUGGGCUCCAGAUUGGCCGGAGUGGAGGGACCUCAAGCUUAACCACGAUCUCUAUCGAGUGUGCGACUACAAAUUCAAACAGCGCUCGACUAACCUCCAUUUUAACACGAGGCAUGUCACCUUAGACUGCUACAUCGUUGACGAAAUCAUGCUUACGGGUGAGCCAUAUCGUACAAAACCUCCUAUCGCCUCAGCCACUAUGCGGGGUUUCAAGCUCUGCGAGUGGCUCGAGUCAAUUGAGUCAGCAAUCUGGGACCACUCUAGAUACAUCAAAACGCAAGGCGAGAGCUCGACGGGACGCAAACAGGACAUUACUCUCCGACUCCUCUCCGCUGACGCAUUGUUUGAACCUCCCGCCCGAAGGAUUCCCCGCAAUCUGCCCCCAGAGAGCAUCAGCGAUAUCUACCACAAAUUACGAACAGCAGACUCCCUGACAGCGCUGCGCGACUAUAUGGGACAGGCAUCAGUGCAGAAAACUUUCACAAAUGUAGGUAGCUAUUUUUCCGCUGUGCGGCACACACUUUUGAGGAACAAUGGUGCGCGACCGUUUCGAACCGUGGGGGGAUAUUCGUGCCUCUCUGUAGAAGGAGAAUGCAAAUUUGGCGACUCCGUGGUCAUCGUGCCCGGACUCGAUAUCCCACUGAUACUGCGGAAGACGGAACCGGGGCACGUAUCUGAGAGUCCGUACUCUUUGGUAGGUGUGGCGUAUGUUCAUGGGAUUAUGGACGGUGAGUACUUCUCCCAACGGACUCCACGUCCGGAGAGACAGAGAGUUACCUUAUGCUGA
Endocarpon pusillum Z07020 is the source of this 1989-nucleotide messenger RNA. RefSeq lists its product as uncharacterized. The transcript has a single exon. NCBI's taxonomy places the organism in Eukaryota, Fungi, Ascomycota, Eurotiomycetes, Verrucariales, Verrucariaceae. The record is from RefSeq and is a predicted model, not a curated record. The coding region runs from base 1 to 1989 and encodes 662 amino acids.